Molecule: messenger RNA, 1894 nt
Organism: Cadophora gregata
Lineage: Eukaryota; Fungi; Ascomycota; Leotiomycetes; Helotiales; Ploettnerulaceae
Gene: CDC28
Product: Cyclin-dependent kinase catalytic subunit
Exons: 3
Coding region: 270-1268 (332 amino acids)
Biological process (GO): protein phosphorylation; G1/S transition of mitotic cell cycle; regulation of G2/M transition of mitotic cell cycle
Cellular component (GO): nucleus; cytoplasm; cyclin-dependent protein kinase holoenzyme complex
Molecular function (GO): cyclin-dependent protein serine/threonine kinase activity; cyclin binding; ATP binding
Source: RefSeq, a predicted model, not a curated record
GUUUACGGCCCUCGACAACACAGCGACCUCGACAAUUCCCUGGACCCACGACCUCCACGCCCAGUACGAUUCUUCCACUCUGCGAUAGUGCAGCUGAUCUUCGACUUCAGCUCUCGAUUGUUUUCUUUUCUGCAAAAAUCAAUGCUAUUUGCACCAACAAACUACCCCUCCUUACGUUCACCGCCCCACCAGAGCAGAAGACGGAGCAGAUUAACGUGCAUCAAUUAAUACUCGACACUCAUUAGCACACUCGAUCACCACCCGCAAACAUGGAGAACUACCACAAGUUAGAGAAGGUCGGAGAAGGAACAUAUGGUGUUGUAUACAAGGCCAAAGAUCUCCUGCACAACAAUCGAAUCGUUGCUUUGAAGAAGAUCCGUCUCGAGGCCGAGGAUGAGGGUGUUCCCAGUACCGCCAUCCGUGAGAUCUCGCUGCUCAAGGAGAUGAACGACCCAAACAUCGUUCGACUCUUCAAUAUCGUCCACGCAGAUGGCCACAAGCUCUACCUUGUCUUCGAAUUCCUCGACCUCGACUUGAAGAAAUAUAUGGAGUCGCUUCCAGUCAGUGACGGUGGCAGAGGCAAGGCUCUCCCUGAGGGCUCUGGACCGGAUUUGGGAAGACUUGGCUUGGGUGACGCGAUGGUCAAGAAGUUCAUGAGCCAGUUGUGCGAGGGUGUGCGAUACUGCCAUAGCCAUCGUAUUCUCCACCGUGAUCUCAAGCCUCAAAACUUGUUAAUUGACCGCGAUGGUAACUUGAAGCUGGCUGAUUUCGGUCUUGCUCGCGCCUUUGGUGUCCCCCUUCGAACAUACACUCACGAGGUCGUUACUCUCUGGUACAGAUCACCUGAGAUUCUGCUGGGAGGUCGCCAAUACUCUACUGGUGUUGACAUGUGGUCUGUUGGAUGUAUCUUUGCCGAGAUGUGUACCAGAAAGCCACUUUUCCCAGGUGAUUCCGAGAUUGACGAGAUCUUCAAGAUCUUCAAGCUCCUAGGUACCCCCACCGAAGCCGAAUGGCCAGGCGUCAUGGACAAGACCUGUUUCCCCGACUUCAAACCCUCCUUCCCCAAGUGGAUCCGCGACGAGUCGAUACCUCUCUGCUCGAACCUGGAUGAGAAGGGAUUGGAUCUUCUUGAGCACAUGUUGGUGUACGACCCCGCUGGGCGAAUCUCCGCCAAGCAGGCUUGCAUGCAUCCUUACUUCGAGGAAGGCAGUUCCGCAUACUCUGGUCGUGGUCUCGGCCCAACAUACACCAAGAAUGGAUACCAUUGAGGCUCCCUCCAUUCGGUGGAUCUUUACGAUGUGACGAAAGCUUAGCAUAUCACUAUCGCGAGCUUGGAUAUGCAAACAUCACAUACACGAAAAUAAAAACAUGAAUACAGUGUGCGAAGACAUAGCAAGCAGGCUGAGGGUUUAUGACAUGGUCUGCAAUACACAUUACGCAAACAAAACAAAGCGCACAAUACAACUCCUUUUUCUCUUUUGUUAGGUGGGAGGGAUGGAGCAUGGAUGGCAGGAAAUGAAAUGAUAUGGUAUUGCAUUGGGGGGUAGGGUUGGCGUCAUCUGGGGGCUUGCUUGUCUUGUCUUGCCUAUUUUGCUUGCCUGCUUGCUUUGCAUACCUUCUUCGAAAUCGAUGACUUGGGUCGAUUGAUUUCUAUAUUUCGCGUGCGAUGCUUACCUGAGUGGUUGAGGCUUUUUCUCUCUCUAUCUUUUCUUUCUUGCACUGUACUGUACAGAAAGAGUGGAUGGGCGGCGAUACACCGGGAUCUCGAUCUCGGGUCAUUGAUUCCGGGCUUGCUGCCUUUAGUGUGUUAAUAGAGAAAAUGCAAUUGAACGAAGAAAACGAACCUUGGGCUGGGAAAACACCAUGCAAAGCUAUCAAGUGUGUAUAUGUAUGA